AACGCUCAGCCACAGCCCGCACCGGGCCCGGAGACAAAGUAGCGAAGGGCAGACGCUGCUCGCGGAGGACACUCUCUCCCCUCGCUUUCGGAGGCAGGCCGAGACUCCUGCUAGCUGAGCUUCUCGGCUCCCGCGCUGUGGACGGGCCGUGCGCCCCCCCCGAGGGGAACACAGGGAGCAGGAGAGGCCUUUCCAGCCGCUCCGGGGCCAUGGCUGAGUGGCCGGGGCCCAGGGCCGACCCCGAGCAGAUGAUCUGGAGCCCUGGCUCCAGCAUGGCUGCACUCCGGUCCCCCACGGGCUUGGAGGUGAAGCUGGGCUCCCUGGUGACGCUGCUGCUGCUGACCAUCUUGUGCGGCCUAGCUCCACUCUGCGUCUUCCGGCCACACGGGAGCGGGGCCGGUUCGUUGGACACACGCAGAAAAGUCCUGAGCUUGGUGAGCUGCUUUGCGGGUGGCGUGUUCCUGGCUACCUGCCUCCUCGAUCUGGUCCCCGACUACCUGGCGAGCAUCAACCAAGCGCUGGCUUCCCUGAGAGUCACACUCCAGUUCCCCCUGCCGGAGUUCAUCCUGGCCAUGGGCUUCUUCCUGGUGCUGGUGAUGGAGCAGAUUGUGCUGGCCUACAAGGACCAGUCUGGCUCCCUAGAGGAGACGCGGGCUCUACUGGGGGCCUCGGCCCAGGACAGCACCGUGCAGUCCCAGCACUGGCAGGAGGGGCCCCUGCGCCCCGCCUGGGGCUCUGCCCAGGAGCGCCCCCACGUGCACGUUGACUUCAAUGCGCACUCGGCCAUCCGCUCCUUUAUCCUGGUCUUCUCGCUCUCGCUGCACUCCGUCUUCGAGGGGCUGGCCGUGGGGCUGCAGGAGGCCAGCGCCAAGGUGCUGGAGAUCUGCCUGGCCCUGCUCAUCCACAAGUGCGUCAUCGCCUUCAGCCUCUCGCUCAAGCUGCUGCAGGGCCGGCUGCGCCCCCGGGCCGUGGUCGGCUGCCUGCUGCUCUUCGCCCUCAUGUCCCCGCUGGGGAUCGGCCUGGGGGUGGCCCUGACGGAGACCUCGGGCGCCCUGCACCAGCUCUCCCGCAGUGUGCUGGAGGGGCUGGCCACCGGCACCUUCAUCUACAUCACCUUCAUGGAGAUCCUGCCGCACGAGCUCAGCUCCUCCGAGCAGAGGAUCCUCAAGGUCAUCCUGCUCCUCGCCGGCUUCGCCCUGGUCACCAGCAUCCUCUUCAUCAAGAUCUGAGCUGCCCACGGCCCCCACUGCCAGGGACAGACCGGGACUAUGGGGGCAGAUGCAGCCCUGCGGCGGUUCCUGGCUGAUCCAGCUGCCUUCUGACCCGGGUCUGGUGCUUGGGAACCCUCCCGCCACAGCCCCGCGGCGAAGCGAUUGCCCAGCCUCGGCCAAGGAGCAGCACGUCUGCCCUGCCGGCAGGAGUUCUGGCACUUGUGCCCCUGCUGCCAGCAGCGGGGGAUGGAUCCCAGGACUGGCGGGGGCUGGCCCUGCACUGGAGGAAAUGCUGGGGGUCCUGCUCUGGUAGAGUGCUGGUCGGUCCCUCUGCACCCUGCCUGCUGCCAGGACCCAUGGAUUGAUCCCAGCGCCCCCUGAAUCUAAACCUGCCUGGGGCUCAGGGCAGCUUCCUCCACCCUGGCAUGGCUCCGCUAGGGCCCCAGCCUGGCCAUGCUGGGGGAGAGUCAGAGGAUGCUUCAAUAUGAGCACUGCCCCGUAACCCUGCUGCAAAGCCCUCGGGCGCAUGCUUGGCUGAGCUGGGGCCUGCGGGGGCACCGGGGGUCUGAGGUAGCUUCGCUGCCCCCAGCUCCUCUGCAGGGGGGCGGUUGCCCAGCUGGCAGCAUUUCCCUCUCCAUCCCCGGGAAGGCCGGGACGGCGUGUUCCUAGCCGAGCCCUCAGGCCAGGAGAGUGCAGGCCCUGCAGUGCCAAUGCCUCCUUCCGCUCCCCUCCCACUGCAGUUUUCAGCCAAUUGGAGGGCAGUGUUGCCUAGUGGCUAGAGCACUGGACUGGGCCUCAGGAGCCCUGGGGUCUAUUCCUGGCGGUGCCCUGGGCGAUCUUGGGCAAGUCACUUCACCCUCUGUGCCUCAGUUUCCCCAUCUGUAACUGGGGGACCGUGAUCCUGACCUUGGUGCAGUGCGACGGCUGAGAAGAGGAGCUGGGAAUGAUGAAUUAUUUUUUUAAGGAAUACAGAGUAAAGACUGAGUCUGUGGCCUAGUUAUCCACACCGGGCCGGCGGCCUAGCUCAGCCAGUGAGAUCAGUGACGUGGCGCCGGUUCACACCCGCUGGAGGGUACCAGUUCCUGUACCUGUGGUUGGGGGGAUGUCCCUGCCGGGGCAGUCCCCUGCUCGUACCGGUAUAAAAGUGCCUUAGAGCCCUCCAGCGUGGUCCCCUUCCCGCAUGGAGUCUUCCAAUGGAGCCACUGGUGUCGCCCUGGGCCGGGCCAAGACCCCAAGGUGCCAGGAGCUGCGCGGAUACCGAACAAAAAGAUGGGCCUGCCUCAAAGAGCUUCCAGCAUCUAAAGUGCAGACCUGGCUUCCUGGGCUACACAAUCGAACGGCCUUAACCCCACACCACUAUUUUUAUAAACAGCCUCUUUCCAGCUGCCUGGGAGGUGGUAGGAAAGCCACGCCCAGCCGCUUUACGUACAGAGUCUAUUUUACUAACGGCCUGUUUCUCCUUCCCGCCUUGCUGGUGGAAACGCAGCUGUUUGGUUAAAAUACUGACAGAGAAACUUUGAGAAUUUGAAAAAUAAAAUAACUUUAAUCUCU
Terrapene triunguis (Three-toed box turtle) is the source of this 2762-nucleotide messenger RNA. It is a transcript of the gene SLC39A1, whose product is annotated as solute carrier family 39 member 1. The transcript has 4 exons. Gene Ontology annotation, cellular component: plasma membrane. Gene Ontology annotation, biological process: zinc ion transmembrane transport. Lineage: Eukaryota; Metazoa; Chordata; Testudines; Emydidae. The coding region runs from base 210 to 1229 and encodes 339 amino acids. Gene Ontology annotation, molecular function: zinc ion transmembrane transporter activity. The record is from RefSeq and is a predicted model, not a curated record.